CAAUUAAUUCAACCAAUUAAUAAAAACCUAACAUUAUUUUAUUGGUCACACAAUAUCCAAUAAAUGAAAAAGAUGCAUUGAAAUAUGUAAACUACUUAUACUGUGAAACAAACUCUUUUUGCUAAAACUACUUACAUUUAGAAACGGGCGGAGUAAUAUAUACUGUAUCAUUUUCAGUUAUGUACGAACUUUGAUUUAUAUUAUUAUUAUUAUUAUUUAUCCAACUCACUUUUUUUAUUGAGAACCAAACCCUUUUACCAAUAAUAAAUCGAAUGUGUCAGGUAUCCUGAUGAUGUCCAUGAUCGUCUUUGGCACUCAGACUUCUGGGAGGGUGAUAUGACAGAAAUAAACACCACCACCCCUGUAAAUACUAAGAAUGCCUUCGAUCUGCCUCAAGCGAUAAUUUCAAAGGCUGCCAUAGCAAAAGGUGCAGGUAAGUCAUGGAGCAGAGGCUGGUUAAUGCAAAACCAGGACGACGUUCACGUGUACCUUCAUUUUGCCGAGAUCCAAGUCUUGAAGCCCAAGGAUACGAGAGAGUUUAGUAUUUUGUGGAACGACGCUACAAUUAACUAUAGCUACAGUCCUCCGGAGUUCAUGGCUGACACUGUGCCUAUCAGAACCUCAACUAAAUGCGAUGAUUUGUGCUACUUAGAGCUUGUAAGAGGUAAGUCGUCAAGUCUUCCACCAUCUAUUAAUGCCAUGGAGGUUUUCGGGGUACUCCAGCUUCCUCAGUCGGAAACAGAUGAAAACGACGUCAGUGCAUUCAAAAACAUUCAAGCUACUUAUAGAUUACAGAAAACGAACUGGCAAGGAGAUCCAUGUGUACCUAUAAAUUACAUGUGGACUGGUCUUAACUGCAGCAACGUGGUUCCGUCUGUUCCACCAAGAAUCAUUUCCAUAGACUUCUCUUCAUAUGGAUUAAAUGGGACCAUAGCUAGUGACAUACAAUAUCUUAGCCAGCUACAGAAAUUGGACCUGUCAAAUAACCAUUUGACGGGAAGAAUCCCGGAAUUUCUUGGCAAAAUGAAGUUGUUGACAAUCAUAAACUUGAGUGGAAACAAUUUUAGCGGCUCAAUUCCUCAAACCCUUCGUAACAUGCAAAAGAAUGGGUUAACCUUGAUACUAGACAGAAACCAAAACCUCUGUUCGGAUUCAUCUUGUGAAACUGAAGCUGGUGAUGGAAAUGGUAAAAAGAAAUUGCUAGUACCCAUUCUUGCAACAGCCGCUUCUGUUGGUUUAAUUACAGCUCUGCUUCUUCUCAUUAUUCUCUUCUACAGAACUAAGAGAUCGUCAAAAGAUCCACGGUCAUCAAUUGUGUCGAACAAGAGAAGCUUUACGUAUGAAGAGGUCACGGUCAUGACAAAUAACUUUGAGAGAACUCUUGGCGAAGGAGGGUUUGGAGUUGUGUACCACGGUAACUUAAACGGUAACGAACAAGUAGCUGUUAAAGUGCUCUCUCAGUCCUCAGCUCAAGGCUAUAAGAAAUUUAAGACUGAGGUAGACCUUCUUCUGAGAGUACAUCACAUAAAUUUGGUAAGCCUUGUUGGUUAUUGUGACGAAGGACAACACUUGGUCCUCGUCUAUGAGUACAUGUCCAACGGAAACUUAAAACAACAUCUAUCCGGAGAAUAUGCUACUACUCCUUUGAGUUGGGAAAAUAGGCUAAGAAUUGCCGCAGAGACAGCACAAGGAUUGGAGUACUUACACAUCGGAUGCAAACCACCAAUGAUUCAUAGAGAUAUCAAAUCUACGAAUAUACUUCUUGAUAAGAAUUUUCAAGCUAAACUUGGCGAUUUUGGACUUUCAAGAUCUUUUCCAGUGGGUAGUGAAACUCAUGUGUCAACAAAUAUUGCUGGAUCGCCAGGUUAUCUUGACCCUGAAUAUUACAGAACAAACUGGCUGACAGAGAAGAGCGAUGUCUUCAGCUUUGGAGUCGUAUUACUGGAAAUCAUUACUAGCCAGCCCGUGAUUGACCAUACACGUGAAAAGUCUCACAUAGGAGAAUGGGUUGGAUUUAGAUUAACUAACGGAGAUAUCAAAAACAUUGUGGAUCCAAGUCUCAUUGGGGAUUAUGACUCUAGUUCAGUGUGGAAGGCUCUUGAGCUAGCAAUCUCAUGCGUUAGUCCAUCCUCGUCUGGAAGACCAAACAUGUCACAGGUUGCUAAUGAACUACAAGAGUGUCUCUUAUCUGAAAACUCAAGGAAAGAAGGUAAACAUGAUGUGGACUCCAAAAGUUCUGUUGAACUGAGCACAAGCUUUGGGACUAAACACACUCCUGAUGCACGCUAAUUAAUGCCAAGAGUCCCCCACAAUGUGUGUUUGAAUAACAAAAAAACUUCUUCCAUCCUAAUGGAAAACAAUUUCUUUUGAUUUUCUUUUUAUGUUCCGUGUAUCAUAUUUGGUUUAAUCGAUCAAAUGCAUUGACAAAUACUUGAGAGGGAUUUUUUUCCACUUUAAAGCUUUUUUUAAAUUUAAAAUAAUAAAUGUUAUAUGUACC
Brassica napus (rape) is the source of this 2497-nucleotide messenger RNA. RefSeq names its product probable LRR receptor-like serine/threonine-protein kinase At4g20450. The coding region runs from base 337 to 2289 and encodes 650 amino acids. Gene Ontology annotation, molecular function: protein binding; ATP binding; protein kinase activity. The transcript is spliced from 11 exons. Gene Ontology annotation, biological process: protein phosphorylation. Lineage: Eukaryota; Viridiplantae; Streptophyta; Magnoliopsida; Brassicales; Brassicaceae. The record is from RefSeq and is a predicted model, not a curated record.